Messenger RNA from Apis cerana (Asiatic honeybee), 1762 nucleotides. RefSeq names its product maspardin. The record is from RefSeq and is a predicted model, not a curated record. NCBI's taxonomy places the organism in Eukaryota, Metazoa, Arthropoda, Insecta, Hymenoptera, Apidae.
CAAUGUAACGAAUCUUAUGCAAAGAAUGAGAGAGACAAAAGACGACGAUGCUCGGAAGGGGGUGUAAACUUAACAGAACUGUCGGGAUAUUCUCACAAACAAGUGCUAUUAAAGUAAUUUGACCUUUGAAGUUACUGGAUAACUCGGUUAUUUUCCUAUAAUAACCUUUACGUAUUCAGGAUGUCUACUAGAAGUAACAAUAUAAAAAGAACCGUCCGACACGUAACCUGCUCUUGAGGUAGAUUUAAUCUAAUAUUGAAUAUAUAAUUAUACUGGUAUUUCGAACAUAAGCAACGACAAACAUUAGAUAUAAUCGACAACAAUAAAAAAAAUGUCGUGUACGAGCGAGCUUUCUCGAUCACAGGAAUAUCUCAGCUUUCGUAGUUCCGUCCCGCUUAGAAAAAUCGUCGUUGACGCCGAUGGUACUAAGGGAUGGAAAGUAUACGAUUCUAGUCCAAAAACCAUUAAAUGUCCACUUAUAUGUCUUCCACCGGUUAGUGGGACAGCCGAUAUUUUUUUUAAACAAGUACUGGGCUUAGCAGCAAAAGGAUACAGAAUCAUAUCGGCUGAACCGCCCGUAUACUGGAACGUUAAAGAAUGGUGUGAUGGAUUCAGAAAACUUCUGGAUUACAUGGAAUUAGAUAAGGUGCAUCUUUUCGGCGCUUCAUUAGGUGGGUUUCUGGCGCAAAAAUUCACCGAGGUGAAUGCUCAUUGUCCUAGAGUAGUAUCGUUGGUUUUAUGUAACUCGUUCACGGACACGUCGGUGUUCAGUUACAAUGAUUCCGCGACAAUCUUUUGGAUUUUGCCAUCAUUGGUAUUAAAAAAGAUGUUAAUGGGAAACUUUGUAACGGAUAAAGUGGACGGAGAGAUUGUUGAGGCGAUUGAUUUUAUGGUAGAAAGAUUGGAAAGUUUAACGCAACCGGAGUUAGCGUCUCGAUUAACGAUGAAUUGUGUCAAUUGUUACGUACAACCGCAAAAAAUAUGUCACUUACCUAUCACCAUUAUAGAUGUUUUUGACGAGUACGCGUUAUCGAACUCGGUGAGAGAAGAAGUGUAUAAAUGUUAUCCAAAUGCUAAAUUGGCCCAUUUAAAAAGUGGCGGGAAUUUUCCAUAUUUAAGUCGAGCGGCAGAAGUAAAUUUGCAUUUACAGAUACACUUAAGGCAGUUUGAAGGCACUGAAUAUGCUGCUUCUGAAAGAAAAAAAUUAUAACGUCAUUAAUAUAUGGAAUUGAAACAGAAUAAUUUAUAGUUAUCAUACCUAUAUGCAUUUCACAUGUAAUUGAUAUUGCAUAUGAUUCUCUAUUUAUUCUAUAAUCAGCAAUCUGUCUGAUUUACAAUUGUCAGUAACGCAUACUAGGAUGUAUGAUUGUUAUAACAAUAUUUGAAACGAUUUUAAAUAUAUUCGCCAUAUCAAAUAUGCCUAAGUAAUUUAUGUACAUAGAUUACAUUAGUAUUGUAAAACAUUUACGCUAUUUUUAUCACGAUAUUUGAACAUACUUUUUAUCGUGUAUUUUCUUAGGCGAAUAUUUAUCAAUCGUAAGUUUCCUUAUUUCGAAAAUGAAUUCGAAAUAUAAAAUAAUUCUAUAUUGUUUUCAAUCAAACACAUAACAUAUUCUAUGAAAUAUAAUGAUUUUUAUGAAAAAGAAAAAAAAAUUUUUAAAAAGUGUUUGUUAUAGAUAAGAAAAAAACUCAAUCAAGUAUACAACUAAAUGUAAGUUAGUUAAGAAGAAACGAAUUGAAAAUAUAUAUAAAUUAAGGCAUA